AUGGGCUCAGCAUAUGCCAUUGCGUCGGUCAUUGGUCCAUUGAUUGGAGGUGCUCUCACUGAUCGUGUAUCAUGGCGUUGGUGCUUCUUCAUUAACCUUCCUUGCGGUGCACUCGCUGCCGCUUCUAUAAUCUUCCUCUUUAAAGUGCCAGAUGCAGUCAAACCAGCUGAGGCGACCUUGAAGGAAAAACUUCUGCAAAUGGAUAUACCGGGAUUUCUUUUCAUCACUGCGUCCAUCGUCUGCUACCUUCUAGCUCUGCAGUGGGGAGGUGCCAUUAAAAGAUGGAGUAACUCGGAUGUGAUUGGUACACUUGUUGGCUUUGCGUUGUUUCUCGUGCUUUUCGGGCUUAUUGAAUGGUAUCAAGGCGAGAGAGCUCCUCUCCUACGAAUUAUCUUCAGGAACCCAACUAUCGCAAAGGGUUGUGCUUUCUGCUUUCUACUUCUCAGAAUCGCCGCGAUUCGGGGAGCUGAUGCCACUGGAUCCGGAAUUCGAACUCUUCCUUUGAUCUUGGGUCUCACUCUGGUACAGAUUAUAACAGGUAUUAGUGUCGGCAAGAUAGGCGUCAUUAACCCAUUCUUGAUCGUCGGCGGAACACUAACUACCAUCUCUUGCGAAUUAUUGAUGACUUUACAACCAGACUCUUCCUCAAGCAAAUGGAUUGGUUACCAAGCUCUGGCAGAUGAGAUAGCAACUGCUACGUCAAUGCUUUUGUUCUUUCAGUCAAUGGGAGGUGCUCUGAUUGUCUCGGCAGCUCAAUCACUUUUCCAAAACGAGCUUCUCAACAUUAUUCCUCAUACCAAUCCAUCAAUUAGCCCCUCCAGCAUAUUCAGCAUAGGGGCAUCUCAAGUUCAGACUAGUUUUGCGCCUAAGGAAUUACCUGGAAUUAUAGCUGCUUAUAUGAGGGGUAUCCGAAUGGCAAUCGCUCUAUCAAUCGCUAUGGCCGGAACAGCAACACUAGUCGCAUUGAGUCAAGGCUGGUUCCGAAUGCAGCAGGAAGUGGGUAGUGGAGAUGACGUUCAAGAUGGUAUUGAGCUGGAACGACGAAACGAGAGUGGUUCUAAGAUGGCGUAG
Messenger RNA from Botrytis deweyae, 1071 nucleotides. RefSeq lists its product as uncharacterized. The transcript has 7 exons. Gene Ontology annotation, molecular function: transmembrane transporter activity. The coding region runs from base 1 to 1071 and encodes 356 amino acids. Gene Ontology annotation, biological process: transmembrane transport. Lineage: Eukaryota; Fungi; Ascomycota; Leotiomycetes; Helotiales; Sclerotiniaceae. The record is from RefSeq and is a predicted model, not a curated record.